Molecule: messenger RNA, 2338 nt
Organism: Vitrella brassicaformis
Lineage: Eukaryota; Vitrellaceae
Source: the annotation of a GenBank genome assembly
GUCGCGGCAUACUCACAUGCAAUCCAGACACACUCCACCACACAAUCAUCAGAGAGGGAGGUCUGGCGAGUGAGACAGCCAGGCAGCUUAACACAGUCACACAUCGGCCGGCCGAACCAUCACAUCAAAAUCGGCCAGCAGUGGAUCGGAGGGCGUGACGAGAUGCACCGCACCCUGACACCCACAGACAGCCCCAGCCAUGAGAUCGGGCGGAUACGUAUCCACACAAUUACAGACAGAGGGAGAGAGGGGGCGUCACAAAACUGACAGGAGAGACGGAGAGCCGACCCCACAGACCCACCAAGGCAUACACCCCUAGCCGGCCAGCCAUUCAGUUACCCCACACUCACUGUAAGCGAAUGGCUGGCUGCAGGGGAUGACGGCAGCCAGCACUUCAUCUACCCUCCUGACCACACACGCACACACAGAGGACAUGGCAACAUCCAGGUACACGACAUGCAGAAGACGUCAAUCGCUGCGUACCCAUGCGGAUUGACUGAUGGAUCACCCGCUGCUCUCCCCCUCGGCUGCGGCUUCGUCGCCUGUCGAGUGCAUCACACACACACAGACCUGUAUGCGAUGCAGGUCGACGUGAGGGCCUCUGUGCUGUGGUGUGUGUGUCUGUGUACCUCCACUGCCCUCUCCGCUGCCGUCAUCCAUAUCGUCACCCUCAUCGUCACCAUCGUCGGAAUCUGCAGACCACAAACACACAGAGAAAGAGAAGGCACGUCAUCCAUCCAUCCAUCCAUCCAUCCGUGUGUGGGUGCGUAUCCUUACCGUCGCUAUCGUCAUUUUGCUGCUGCUGCUGCUGCUGCUGUUGUUGUACUUGUCCGUCGAAGAAGUACGGCGCCACCGCCGCCAACGCCACACGAGCCAGCUGAGUGGUCAACGGGAAGCGGUGCUUGAAGGGACCACUCCCACACACAGCCGCCUCAGUCGUGUAGACAAUCACGUCCACUGCACACACGGGGAAAGAGAACACGCGACGUAUGACCAUCAACACUUCCUCUCUGUCAGUCUGACCGGUGCCGCCCGUAUCCGCGAUGGAAAUCCAUGCGACGAAGUUGUGGUUGUUGUUGGUCAGCACCAGCAACCGCUCAUUACCGUUCAGCCCGAGUGUGGUCGUGCAUCCGGCCACUGGUGUGUGGGGCGACUCCGUCAGCAGGUCAUCCAGACGGCCGCCACCAACAUUCCUCAACCAACCACACACACACACACAUUCAACAACCCUCUCUUGCCUUCAGUGCCGUCGGUGUGUUGUCACCUGUUGAGGUCUAUCGAUGUGACGUGGGUCUUAUGAGUCCUGCCGAAGUAGUCGAGCACCAUGGCCUUGGCAAAUGACGACACUGACGCAGCUGUGAACGGCAAGCCACCGAUCGACACCCAUCUGCCGCCGGCGAGGAGCGAGUAGAUGAUGCUCUCAUGCACUGGUGGGUCGUGUGGCUGUCGGUGCUGCUGGUACAGGUGGCCGGCGGGGAGGGGCGGAUCGACCGUCAGCCGGAAGCCGGGCUGGUCCUUGAUGGCCCGCACCUCACCAUUGUCCUGGAACAGCUGCAGGCAGCUGUCAUCACCGAACUGGACGUGGCGGCCGACCAUCUUGAGCUGCGCCAACACACGGGGAGCCGACACAUACGCCUACACACACGACAACACACACAGACACACACACAGACACACAGAGAGAAUGGGGCCCUCUCCCUCCCCUCCCCGCCCCUCUGUUCGCUGGCUCACCGAUUUGUUUGUGUGUGUGUUGAUGUCAUCGGAUGUGAGGAUGACAGGCAGGUCACAGUUGCCGCACUGCCCCGCCAGCUCAAUCACCUCGCCGAUCUCAUCCCAUGGCCCCUCCUCCACCACACACACAGCCGCCAGCAGAUCAUGUGUGCCGAACUGGUCGUCGUCGAACCGCAGCAGCUGCACUUGCCGCCCAUUCACCGCCCGCCGCAGCCCCGCCUGUGAGCCCAGCGAGUGGCGGAGCCGAUCUCUCAGCUGGGCCGCUCCGAAGAGGUCUCUGAGCCACGUGGAGGUGGCCCUCAGCCGCAGGAUGUCCUUGAUGCUGCUGAAGAGGUAGAAGGUGCGGCGGCCGACGAAGAUAUACGAGAAGGGGUGCUGCUGCUCCUGCUGCUGCUGCUCUGGUUGCUGCAUCUGGGUAGCUAUGAUGUGCUCGACGACAGCCUGCACAGAGCGGCAGAGCCGACAGAGGAUCGUGUGCAUCAAGCAUGCUGCUCAUUGGUCUGUGUGCGGCUCACCUCGUUCGAUGAUCAGAUGCACAGAUCAGCAGGCAGAGAACUGAAUGCACCACCACCACCACCAUCAGCGGCAGAUGAGGAGACCGCCAUCU